AGUAAUAAAUAAAGCAAUGUCGGACAAGAGCGCGCUUUGAGGAUGACUCAGGUCGAAACAUGAAAAGCGGACCUUUUAUAAACCUCACGACGCAAACAGUAAGCCAUCAUCAAAUCAAAAGUAUGGACGAACAGAAAGUAUCUGAAGCCAAUGUUCUCAUCAUAUACGGCUUUGGCAAGGAUGAGAAUAUGCCGAGUGGGUCUGGUUUCUGUCAAAAGGUAGAAACCUUUGCAAGAGCGACAAAAAUCCCAUAUGAGCUCCGCGCAACUCUGCCUGAUCGUGCGCCGAAAGGAAAGCUUCCUUACAUUACUUUCGGAGAUGAAACUGUCGCGGAUUCCCAUUUCAUUUUAAAAUACGUCGUCCAGAAGCGUAUCUCUCGGGAUCUAGAUGCCUCUUUAACUCCUUCUCAAAAGGCGGACUCCCGCGCUUUCCAGUCAUAUAUUGAGGAGCAUUUGUAUUCGUGUAUUUGCUAUGAGAGGUGGAUGGUAGAUGCCAAUUAUCAGGUUGUCGUCCGGGAGUCCUUUUCGGCAGCUCCGUCAGUACUUCGACCAUUGUUGGGCUGGUACUUUUGGAGAAAAGUGAGGUCCGGAUUGUGGGCACAGGGCGUGGGAAGGCAUUCGACUGAAGAAGUCUAUGGGCUUCUGGAGGACGCUGUAACCCAUCUCGCGGCAAGGCUGGAGGUUCAGUUUGACAUCACUGCGGACAAGUCAAGACACAUUUACUUUCACGGAGGAGAGAGCCCCACCCAGAUUGAUGUCAUUCUUUAUGCGUUCCUUGCCAACGCUAUCGCAACUGAUUCCAAUCCGUACUUUAACAAGCUUAUGCUUGCCCAGCCAGCACUGGUGACAUUUACAAGACAAAUGACGACUCUUUUGUUUCCCGAAUACACAAAGGUCUUGGAAAAGCUAGACGCUGGUACUCUUGCGAAAGACUGAAAAAGCAACUCUUGACGAGUUGAAAAGCGGCUGACCCUUCGAUCCAACCACCAAGUGACAAAGCCGUUCGUUCAUCAUAUGCCUUAUGUAACUUACACCACAAGUGUAAAAAUAGAUUUGGAUGAUGGAUGGAUGUAAAGACAGAGGGAAAUCCGUUUUGGGACCUCUGCACGUGCUGUAUGAAAUUCUCUCCCUUUGAGUACCGAGGGAUGGACAACGUGGAGGAGUUUGUGCUCUCGCUCCGUCAAGUAGAAUCAAGUGCAUCUAUUUUCUUUUGUGUUUGUGGAAUGGUGUGGGGAACAAUUCGAAAAUCUCUGUGGAA
Molecule: messenger RNA, 1257 nt
Organism: Spizellomyces punctatus DAOM BR117
Lineage: Eukaryota; Fungi; Chytridiomycota; Chytridiomycetes; Spizellomycetales; Spizellomycetaceae
Exons: 3
Coding region: 60-935 (291 amino acids)
Source: RefSeq, a predicted model, not a curated record